This is a messenger RNA of Tripterygium wilfordii, 3423 nucleotides long. Its product is annotated as pentatricopeptide repeat-containing protein At4g01030, mitochondrial. The transcript has a single exon. Bases 130 to 2922 code for a protein of 930 amino acids. Gene Ontology annotation, molecular function: zinc ion binding; protein binding; RNA binding. Lineage: Eukaryota; Viridiplantae; Streptophyta; Magnoliopsida; Celastrales; Celastraceae. The record is from RefSeq and is a predicted model, not a curated record. Gene Ontology annotation, biological process: RNA modification.
CAGAAAUCCACAAUGCACAGCACUUUCUUCCUCUGGCAUGUUGUUUUUGAGAGCAGAAAAAAAUGGUACCCGCUAUUUCUUCAAGGCUUCACCUUCUUCACUUGAUCUCCAAACUGUCAUAAUUCAUCAAUGGACAAACUGUGUCCUCUUCUUCUUCAAACUCCACUAACCCUUCACCCAAAACCAAGAACCACUUCCCCCACUUGUUCUUUCUCUCUUAAUCUCACUCAUGCCUCUCUUGACAAUAUCCCAGUCUCCAUUGACAUACCAGCCUCUUCCUCUCCUCUUCCCUCUUCAAUACAUGGGUUUUAUGAGAUUAAGACUCUGGAUUCACUGAAAGCAAAGCAUGCCCAAAUGGUCAAGGUGUCCAAAUCAGCUUCCAUGGCCAAGGAUUUGAUCACUUAUUACUUACAAUUUGGCGAUGUCAAAUCUGCUGGGGUUGUUUUCUUGGUAGGUUUAGUGAGGAAUUAUGCUGUGUGGAGUUCUUUCUUGGAGGAGCUUGAGAGUACUGGGGGUGACCCACAUGAUGUUCUCGAGGUUUUCGGUGAGUUAAAUAGUAAAGGAGUGGUGUUUGAUAGUAAAGUGAUUACAGUGAUCUUGAAAAUUUGUACAGUUGUGAUGGAUUUGUGGUUGGGAUUGGAAAUUCAUGCUAUGCUGAUGAAGAGAGGAUUUGAUAUGGAUGUCUAUUUGAAGUCUGCAUUGAUAUAUUUCUAUUGGAGGUGUCGGGGUGUGGAGUGUGCCAAUAAGGUAUUUCAUGAAAUGCCACAUCCAGAGGAUCUCUUGUGGAAUGAGACAAUCAUGUUAAACUUGAAGAGUGAGAGAUGGGUGAAGGCUUUUGAACUCUUUCGAGGAAUGCAGUUUUCAUACGCGAAACCCAACGGUGGGACAAUUGUGAAAAUGCUACAGGCUUGUGGGAAAGUGCAAGCUCUCAAAGAAGGAAAGCAGAUACAUGGGUAUGUUUUAAAAGUUGGAUUGGAAUCAAAUACAAGGGUAUGUAGUUCCUUGAUUAGCAUGUACUCUAGAAAUGACAAAAUUGAACUAUCCAGGAGAGUUUUUGAUUCAAUGAAUGAUUGUAACUUAUCUUCAUGGAACUCAAUUAUCACAAGUUAUGCUGCGCUUGGUUAUCUGAAUGAUGCUUGGAAUCUCUUCCAGCAAAUGGAAUUUUCCGAUGCAAAACCUGACAUAAUAACUUGGAAUUGCCUAUUGUCAGGCCAUGCUCUUCUUGGCUUGUACAAAGAGGUCUUGAUCCUAUUCCAUAGAAUGCAAUCUAUCGGCUUUAGUCCAAAUUCAAGCUCUAUUACCAGCGCUCUUCAAGCUGUCAUCGAAUUGGGGCUCUCAAACUAUGGGAAAGAAAUUCACGGGUAUGUGAUAAGGAAGGGGCUUGACUAUGAUGUAUAUGUUGGAACAUCUUUGGUGGACAUGUAUGUGAAGAACAAUGUUUUGGAGAAUGCCCGUUCAUAUUUUGAUUCGAUGCCGAAUAGGAACAUAUUUGCUUGGAAUUCCUUAAUAUCAGGGUAUGUGAUUAAAGGCCUUUUUGAUGAUGCUAAAGUUUUAUUGAAUCAGAUGGAAGAGAAAGGAAUUGAACCUGAUUCAGUGACAUGGAAUGUUCUUGUUUCGGGGUAUUCAGUAUGGGGCCAUACCGAGGAAGCUUUGGCUGUGAUUGAUCACAUGAAAAUUGUAGGAUGUACCCCUAGCGUGAUCUCAUGGACCGCUCUAAUAUCAGGCUGUUCACAGAGAGGAAAAUACAAGGAUUCUCUUGAGUUUUUCAUUCAAAUGCAACAGGAAGGUGUAAAGCCUAACUGUGCCACAAUAUCCAGCUUACUUCAAACUUGUGGUGGUUUAUCAUUGCUACGAAAAGGUGAGGAGAUACACUGCCUCAGCCUGAAAAGUGCUUUCCUUGAAGAUGUAUAUGUUUCCACUGCAGUUGUUGACAUGUACAUUAACUCGGGCAAUUUAGGAAGUGCCCUCAAGGUUUUCGAGCAGACUAGGAACAAGACAGUAGCCUCUUGGAACUGUAUGAUCAUGGGGUUUGCCACUUAUAAUCUCGGGAAAGAGUCCAUUUCUCUUUUUGAUGAAAUGCUUGAAACAGGUAUCUUUCCUGAUACUAUAACCUUCACUGCUGUUCUCUCUGGCUGCAAGAACUCAGGUUUAGUAGAGGAGGGAUGGAAAUACUUUGACAGUAUGAGCAGACAGUACAAUAUAAGGCCAACAAUUCAGCAUUACACUUGCAUGGUCGAUCUUCUCGGAAGAGCUGGUUAUCUUGAUGAAGCAUGGGAUUUCAUUCAAAAAAUGCCAAUAAAUCCAGAUUCUACCAUUUGGAGUUCUUUCCUUGGAUCCUGCAAAACACACCAGAAUGUGGAUUUAGGGGAGAUUGCUGCAAAGAAGCUUUUUGAAUUAGAACCAUAUGAUUCUUCCAAUUAUGUUUUGAUGAUGAACUUAUACGCCAUGUCAAACAGAUGGGAAGACAGAGAGCGUCUAAAAGAUAUUAUGGAUGUUCGAGGGGUGAAAGUCGGACAUGUGUGGAGCUGGAUAGAAAUUGGUCAGACGGUUCAUUUGUUCUCUGGAGAAGAGAAACCCCAUCAAGAUGAAGCGGAGGUAUUUUUUGAGUUAUACCAGUUGGUAUCUGAGAUGAAAAAACUCGGUUAUGUUCCUCAUAUCAAGUGUGUAUAUCAAAAUAUUGAUGACAUAGAGAAGGAGAAGUUUUUACUGAGCCACACUGAGAAACUAGCGAUUACUUAUGGACUGAUCAAGACAAAAAGUAGCGAGCCUAUCAGAGUGAUCAAGAACACAAGAAUGUGUUCUGACUGUCACACAGCAGCAAAAUACAUGUCCCUAGUGCGAAGCCGUGAGAUUUUCGUAAGGGAUGGCGCUCGGUUUCAUCAUUUCAAGGAUGGGAAGUGUUCCUGCAAUGACUACUGGUAAUGGCAUUGAGUCUUGUCUUUUUUAUUAGUAGUGUCCUCAAAAAUCUCGCGAAGAUGAGUAUAAGAAAGUCCGCAGAGGGAAGACUGCAGCAGUCAGCAGAGUGAAUUUUCGUCAGCAUUGAAAAAGAAUUUGCAAAGAUGACUAAGAAAGCAUGACCAAGAAAGUCCGGUACAUUGAGAUUUUAUAGUUAACAUACCCCAUUUGCAGGAGUUGAUAUUAUGAACAGGUUUUUGUUUCUCCGCACAGUUAUAAUUGGUCAGGGGCAUGAGUAUUUGCGGAAAAUUUGUUAACAGUUCAUCCGGGCUCACUACGUGCUUCAGACAUUUUAGAGCCUGUGUUGCCACGGCUUAGGUACUGGACAUUCAUCUAAACGGAUUUAUAUUCCUGAUCCAAAUCUGGCUCCUGAUUGUCAAUUUUUGGUUAUGUAAUUCAGGUCUCUCACAAAUUCUUCCAACUUAGCUUAAAACGAUAAAAUUUCGAACAAAAUUUGAUCUUUUGACA